Aspergillus wentii DTO 134E9 is the source of this 1434-nucleotide messenger RNA. RefSeq lists its product as uncharacterized. The transcript has a single exon. NCBI's taxonomy places the organism in Eukaryota, Fungi, Ascomycota, Eurotiomycetes, Eurotiales, Aspergillaceae. The record is from RefSeq and is a predicted model, not a curated record. Bases 1 to 1434 code for a protein of 477 amino acids.
AUGCAGUCUGUCGAAAGUAAUUCUCCGUUCUCCUUUGAGCCGUAUCUGCUCUCUCCUCUUGACCAUGCUGUCAUUCCUCUGCCCAUGUCUGUUCUUAUAUCUUUUGAACUAAACAGUCCCAUCAAAGCAAUCCGCAUACUGGACAAAGGCAUUUCGUCUCUUGUUCACCGACUCCCUUUUCUUACUGGCGAUCUUGUCCUCACGCAAGUCGACAAGAAGAAUAUCCUUAAACUACAGCCUCCUGCUUCUCUGUCUACAUGUCCUUUACUCCAAGUCAAACAUCAUCCAUCAGAAUAUCUAUCUCAUCCCAAAGGGACUGGCAAUAAAUUCUCCUUUGAUGCUCUCGACGAGCAAAACUAUAUCCCCAUUCCGCUCGACAUCCCACCAACACAGCCCCAGCCUAUCCUCCGAUUCCAGGCAAAUGUCCUGCAAGAUGGAAUUGUUUUGUCUGUCAUCUUCCACCAUCUCGCCAUUGAUGCUGCUGGCCUUCAGAGUAUUCUGACGUAUCUGGCGGCGUGCUGUCGUGCUGCUUCAUCAGAGAACCAGUCUAUCAAGUUCUUCACAAACCCAGAGAAAGAGCAAAAGGCACGAAAUCAACUGUCUAGACUGGCCAACGAGACAGAUCCGGUUGGAUACAAAGGGCCAUAUGAAAAGACAUCUUCAGAGAGCUUAGAUGGCCCAAUUGCUGAAAAUGCAACACAGCGACUGGUCUUUCCAGCAGAGAGGAUAGAACGCAUCCGCAUGGCCUGCAUACUGUUAUACUCGGAGCAGACAGCAUCGGAUCCGUCUUCAUCUCCCAUCAAACUAUCCAGCAACGACAUUGUGACCGUCUUAAUCUGGCUCUGCGCAGCCCAAGCAGAACAUCCUGUCCCUCACCAACCAUCCCCAUCACUAGUCUUCCUCGUCAACAUCCGACCUGUCCUUCAGCCUCCUCUCCCCAUGACAUACAUCGGCAAUGGAGUCAUCGCCGGCGAAACAACCUCCAAGCGACUCACCACACCCAAACCAAAUAAAACCCCAUCCCACCACGGCAUAACAAAAGACACCAUCUCCCUCAUCCUCCACCUCGCCCUCAAACUCCGCAAAAGCAUCACCUCCAUCGACGAAGCAUACGUCGGGCGCAUCGCCGCAUCCGCCCAUCAGGGCCUCCCCUCCCCCUUCAACCCCAGCAACAUCGUCGUGAGCAGUCUACGCAGUAUGCCCUUCUACGGUGUGGAUUUUGGGCCUGUGCUGGGUCAUGGACGAAUGCUGGAUGUGGUUAAUCUACGAUUGAAGAAUUUUGGGUGGAUUCUGCCGGCGAAGGCAAUGGGGGAUGGGUCGAGGUCUGCGCCGUGGGAGGUGAGGAUGACGAUGGAGAGGGGGGCGAUGGAGAGAUUCAAGGCGCAUGAGGUGGUGAGAUGGGCGACGGGGGAGGAUAAUCUAGCCAAGUUAUAA